Molecule: messenger RNA, 1536 nt
Organism: Lactuca sativa (garden lettuce)
Lineage: Eukaryota; Viridiplantae; Streptophyta; Magnoliopsida; Asterales; Asteraceae
Product: SNF1-related protein kinase regulatory subunit gamma-1
Source: RefSeq, a predicted model, not a curated record
AACACUAAUUAAUAAGAAUUGCUGUUUUGAAAUUAGAUUCAUGAUUCAUGUGUGCGCCAAAAUAACCCAUUUGCAGAAACGAAAAUUUUGAGAGAGAAAGUAACGUCGAAAAUGGUGGUGGAGGAAGGAAGUCCGAAGAGCCCAGAGGCGAAGCUAGGGCUGGAAGUGGAGGACCUGUGGGACGUACAAGAGCCACAGCUAUCUCCCACGGAGAAGCUUAAUGCCUGUUUCGAAAGUAUUCCCGUUUCCCAGUUUCCACAAACUUCGUCUUCGGAAGUAAUUGAGAUUAGAUCGGAUGCCAGUCUGGGUGAAGCUGUUCGAUUACUCUCCCAAAACAAACUCCUCAGCGCACCAGUUGUAGACGUCGAUGCACCAGAAGAUUCCAGUUGGAUCGAUCGAUAUCUUGGUAUAGUCGAAUUCGCAGGCAUCGUCGUUUGGAUUCUACAUCAGGUUCACAUACUUCCAUUUCUUCCCCCAAAUCACAAAUUUCUUGCCGCCGCCGCCAGCGGCAUGUCUUCCCCGAGAUACAGAAGCUCACAGCCAGGUUCUCCAAAAACCGCCGGGAACUUCUUUGAACUUUUAACUUCUUCCGAUUUCUAUAAAAACACAAAGGUUAAAGACAUCUCAGGGACAUUUCGUUGGGCUCCAUUUCUGGCAUUACAACCAUCAAACUCCUUUCUCACCAUGCUUUUACUUCUAUCAAAGUACAGAAUGAAAAGUGUCCCAGUUGUUGAUUUAGGUGAUAGAAAGAUUGAAAAUAUCAUCACUCAAUCUGCAGUGUUUCAUAUGUUGGAAGAAUGUGUUGAUCUUCAGUGGUUCAAAAGCUGGGGAUCCAAGAAAUUACAUGAAAUCGGUCUUCCUCUUAUGAAAUCUAAUCGGAUUAUUAAGGUAGAAGAAGAUGAACCCGUUCUUCAGGCGUUUAAAAUCAUGCAAGAGAAGGGAGUCGGUGGUGUUCCGGUGGUGGCUAGCGGCGGCGGCAACAAAGCGGUUGGUAAUAUCAGCAUUAGAGAUAUUCAAUUCCUUCUAAUUGCCCCUGAGAUUUAUAAAGAUUACAGAUCGAUUACGGCUAAGAAUUUUAUAACAGCGGUGAAAAGCUACUUGGAGAAGAAUCAGAAGGGGUCGGCAUUGAUGAGUGAGAUGGUUAGUUGCAGAAAAGAUGAUACGCUUAAAGAUGUGAUUUUGAAGCUUGAUUCGUUAAAGAUUCAUAGGAUUUAUGUGGUGGAUAAUGAAGGGAAGCUUGAAGGGUUGAUAACGCUGAGAGAUAUUAUAUCCAGGUUAGUACAUGAGCCUAGAGGGUAUUUUGGGGAUUUCUUUGAUGGUAUUUUGCCCAUACCUCAAAACUCGAGGGUUUAGGAGAGAAAAAAAAAAUGAUCAGAUAAUAAAACCUUUUUGUCGGGAAGAGUCUAUUGUUAAAUUGUAAGUAAGUCUUUUGGUUUGUUUUUGGUAUCUUGUUUAUUUUGAAAGAAUGAAGAAUUCUUGGUGAAUCGAUUCGAUUGUAUUCAUGGUAUCUAAUUCAACAACCGUUAAGUUGAGAGA